Molecule: messenger RNA, 3601 nt
Organism: Hydra vulgaris (swiftwater hydra)
Lineage: Eukaryota; Metazoa; Cnidaria; Hydrozoa; Anthoathecata; Hydridae
Product: serine/threonine-protein kinase SIK3
Biological process (GO): intracellular signal transduction; protein phosphorylation
Cellular component (GO): cytoplasm
Molecular function (GO): protein serine/threonine kinase activity; ATP binding
Source: RefSeq, a predicted model, not a curated record
UAAUAAUAAAAAGCUUAUUUGCAAAACAAACUAAACACGGUCAAUAAACAUAAACUCGCUCAUUUUAUAACAAAGAUGGCGCACGGUGCUGGCACCGAGAUUCCACUAAGUAAAAGAAAUAAAAAUACCAAAAUUGGCCCUUAUAACGUUGGAAAAUCUAUAGGUAAAGGAAAUUUUGCAGUGGUUAAGCUUGCUGAACAUACUAGUGCUAAAGUAAAGGUUGCAAUAAAAAUGAUUGAUAAAAGCCAGCUGGACAGUGAUAAUCUUAUAAAAGUCAAGCGGGAAGUAAAGAUUAUGAAACUUGUAAAUCAUACAAAUAUUGUUCGAUUGUAUGAGGUUAUGGAAACAGACAGAUAUCUUUAUCUUGUGACAGAGUAUGCUUCUAAAGGAGAAAUAUUUGAUUUGCUUAUUAAAAGCGGGAGAAUGCAUGAAAGUGAAGCACGAAAGGUUUUUCGUCAGAUUAUUGCUGGUGUUGAAUAUCUUCAUUUGAAACGCAUUGUACAUAGAGACCUGAAGGCAGAAAAUUUACUCUUGGAUGAAGAAAGUAAUAUUAAACUUGCAGACUUUGGGUUCAGCAACAUGUUUGAGGUUGGUGGGAAACUAAAGACAUGGUGUGGAAGCCCUCCAUAUGCUGCACCAGAACUGUUUGAAGGAAAGGAAUAUUAUGGUCCUGCCACUGAUAUUUGGAGUAUGGGUGUAGUUCUCUAUGUACUGGUAUGUGGUGCAUUACCAUUUGAUGGUCGCACCCUUCCUGAUUUGAGACAGCGUGUUUUGACUGGGAAGUUUCGUAUACCAUACUUUAUGUCUUCAGACUGUGAAAAUUUGAUUCGACACAUGCUAGUAGUUGAUUUAAAUAAGCGCUAUACAAUGACUCAAAUAAAACAGCACAAAUGGAUUAUUCAAGGUGAACCAUAUCAAUUUCUUACAGAAGAAGAUGAAUUCGGCUUUGCACGACACCAUGCUGUAAAUGGAUCAUUUAAUGAAACAGUUCUUCAGCAAAUGGAAGCUUUGGGUGAAAAUAGAGCUCAAGUUAUAGAAUGUGUUAAUAACAGUAUGUUUAAUCAAACUUACGGUUUGUAUCAUAUACUGUUGGAUAAACAUUUAAAAAACCUAAAAGAAACUUCCGUUAAUGACAGAAGCCCAGACACACAUAAAGAAUUUAAUAAUCUUAAGUUAAUUCAAGAGAAGACCGCUUGUGAUGUCAAUCAGUUUGAAUCUAUUGAACCACAGGAAAUUGAGAUUGAAGAAGGUCAACCAAGUGCAGCGGAAUUAGCUCGGUAUUUUUCAAAAAGGCGUGGUACAAUAGCUGUUUCACAUAUACCAGAUUCACGUAAAACUUUAAAAAAUGACACAGAAAAAACAUCUGAACUUUCGACAUAUAGGUCUCCGUCUCCAAUAUAUUGUGAAAGAGAACAAUUAAAUUAUAAAGAACAGCAUUUACCUCGUCCUGCAGUUCUUCAAGUUCGUCCAGAAUUUAAUCGUCGUGCUUCAGAUGGUGCAGCCACAUUGCAAAAUAGUAUUGCUCAAUUUAAUUUGCUUCAUAGCAAAAAAAAUAAUAAAUCUCAUAAUAAGGAGAGCACUGAAAACCAUGAUAGUCUCAUUGAAGUCCCUGAAAAUGAUAAUACAGGCUCAGAAUCUGAUGGGGAACCAGACUUUGAAGCAGUGCAAAAAUAUAUGCGGUCCCGUGGCAGUAGACAGAGGCAUACUUAUAAUUGUAUAUUAGAACCUACAGUGGAAGAGCAUAAUAUAGAUUCUUUUAAUGUAAUUCCACAAAUAUCCGUAAAAACAAAACGUGUUUCUGGAAACACAAAAGCUAGGGACCGGGAGCGUACUAACCUAACACCAUAUCUUCCUCUGAGUCCUGAAGCAAGAUCUCGAUUGUCAAAUGAAAGACGUUUAUCUGAGGGAGCACUACUCUUUACAGAUAAAAAAAAAUCUGAAGAUUCCGAAAAUAUGUUGAAACAGGUGCGUGAAGAACAUAAGAAAUUGAGAGAACAAUAUUGUGACAAUCAAGCGGUUACACAUUCUCUCCAUCCACCUAAUUGUUAUCCCUUUCCUUAUUUUCUGGAUGAUAAAACUUCUGAAUUAUCGCCACCUGACAAUCCUGAUGUCAGUCUUGCCACAUUGCAAAAACAGCAGGAAGAAGCUUGGGAAAAUCUUCAUGUUCAACACCUUGUCCAAAGAAAGUUUCUUGAGAAACAAAUGGAAGAGAAUGAAAAACAACUUUUUCUAUUAGCAGCUGAAAGAGAAAAUAUGCAAUUAGAAAGCCGAUUCUUUGAUUCCGAUUUUCUAGCUAAUCAAAACAAUUCUUGUUCAAAUGAUAAUUCUUCAGAUUUAAAUUCAAUAAACGAAACUGAACUACCUAAUGAAAUGAUGAAACUAAAUUUAAAAGUUUCUAACGGUGUUUCGGCUUUAGGAAUCAGUAACUAUCAGCCCCAACUUGAAACACUAGAUCCUUCAAACCCAUCAGCUACCAUGGAAAUUGAUACUCAUUCACAACCACAGUUCAGAUAUAACAAUAUUAGUUUGUUCAACAGCUCCUCGCCGCCUCGUUUACACGAUUCUAAUUUAAACACACAUUGUUUACGUACUUUACAUACUAGCCAUCCUUUAUCAAAUAGUAAUGAAUUAGUUUGGAACAAUAAUGUAGACGGAAAUGAAGAAUUAAAAAAUGAAAAGGAUUUAAAACGUGGCCGUUUAUUGAAAACACUAAGUGUGGACAUGACUUCCGCACUUGGUAUAGAGGAAAUAGUUGCGGCUGUAAAACAUUGUUUAGAUUGUCGACCUGAGAUUGAUUAUAGUCAGUCUGACAGUUAUUUUUCAUUGUAUAAAAAAGGCGUUCAAGUGGAAAUCGAUAUUCAACCUAUUUGGAAUGGAAGCCUUCUUAGUGGGGUAAAAAUGCGUCGUGUAGGCGGCGACAAGUGGGCAUAUAAAAAAAUGCGUGAUGAUAUUCUUUCUGGUUUGUGUUCGUUGUUAGAAUGUGAAUGAACUUAAACUAGUAUUCCUGCUAUUUUAGAAUUAGUAUCUUUGCUAUAUUUGAGUUAUCGAUAGCGGUGAUUAGCGAAUGUUGCAGUUCCAUUUUAUGCAUACCAUGAACAACGGUCAAACAACGAUGGUGAAAUCAGAAACGUGAUAAUGGAAGAUGGUUCAUAUCACAUUGCAUUGAUAUUUAUUUUCAAGUGAUUUUUUUUUUUCGAAUUUUGCUGAAUUUAAAAAUAUUGGCUUAAUUCAUUAGAAGACUAAAAUUACUUUCAAUCAAUUGGAUUAAAUAUUUUUUUGCCAAGAGUUUUAUUUAUCACAAUCAAAUUAUUUUGCAAAACAGAGUUACGCGAAAACUCAAUGUAAAAAGUUGUUUUCUACGUUCGUAUUUCCUGUUAUUUGAAGUAUUAGAAUUAUAAGACAUUUUCGAUGGUCUUUAAACAAUAAAUCAGUCUUUGUAAUUCGCGUAUCAAACAGCUUAGGCAUAGCAUGUUAUAAUGUCUUGUUUCUGAGCGUUUAAAGCAAUUUCAUUUACUGACAGGGUGUAUCAUACAUUAUCGUGUAACAUACAGCUUGUAACAUACAUUGUAUAUGUUUUAUAUAGAUUUAUAUUAUUUAUUCA